AUGUCUGAUAUUGCUCCCAACAACCCUACCAUCGACGACGCGUUCAACGCUGUUGUCGUUGACGGAACUGUUCAAGCCAAUGUCGCCCCUGUUAUCGAACAUCCUAACGUUGCGAACGAAAACCCUGUCUUUCCCAUUGUUGUUAACCAUUAUGACAAUCUUCUUGCCAUGACCGGAAUGAACAUUGGUACCCGCAAGGCUCUCGUGUCGGAAGGGUUUGGCUCUAUGUCCUCUUUGGUCCGCUUGAUCACUAAGGACCUUGACUCCCUUGUCGAUAUGAUGAACAAGCAACACCGUGGAAAAUCCUUCAAGAGCACUUAUCCCCCUGGAACGGCUGAUAACGAGAAGGAGAUCCAUAUUGGCUUUAACUCUAAGUCAACUCUUUCGGUUAUCAUCCACUGGGCUGAACGUUUGAAACGUCUUGGAAAAGAGGUUCGUGCUGAGGACUACACGAGUGAAGUUGAUCAGCUUGCCCGCGACCGCAUGGAAGAGGAAAAGGAAAUCCGCGAGGUGGCCAAGACCCAGACACCGGUCAAGCCUACUCCCCUCAAGGACAUGACCAAAUGGCGUUCUUUCUUCGAGAAUUGGCACCAGUACAUGAGUUGCUGUCGCGGUCCCUCGCUGACCCCCCUCACGUAUGUUUACCGUACUCAGGAGGAGCCUGAAACUGCCCCCCUUGAAGAUUAUGACGACAUGGAUGCUUACUUGGUGGCCCAGACGAUUUUAUCGGGUCCCAAGUUUGUAAUUGACAACAAGCGAGUUUUUGAUGAAUUCAAAGAGGCAAUUACCACGACCGGCCCAGGAUGGGCUUUCAUUAAGGAGUUCAACAAGGGCAAGAACGGUCGCGCUGCUAUUUUGAAGUUGAAGGCACAGGCAGAAGGAACCCUCAACGAAUCUAUUCGUCGGGAUGAUGCAAUCAAAAUCUUGUCAACAACAACAUACAGCGGUCCUAGUCGCAAUUGGAACAUUGACACCUUGUUGCAGAAAUUCCAAUAUGCGGUCUCUGAGCUGGUCGAAAUUGACGGGGCCUCUUUACCGGAUGGCCAGCUUGUCACCUACUUGGUGCAGGCACUCAAAGAUCCCAGUUUGAGUUACGUUCGCGACACUAUUCGCACUAAUGCUACCUACCGGAACAGUUUCCACGAGGCUCAGCUUUUUGUGAAAACGUUCGUUUCUUCAUCUUCGAUCAAGACCGAAACAACGCCCCGACAGAUAAAUGAUGUUCAGACGUCCAAUGGUGGAUCUGGUGGUGGAAAAUCAGGUGGCGGUGGAAAAGGAGGAAGCAAGUCGGGCCCUAUUAAGGGCCCAGUUACGGCUCGUAGUUAUUCUCCAGGCGAAUGGAAGAGUCUUACCAAAGAGCAGCAAGAGAAAGUGAAGUCUAUGCGUUCUAAGAAGAAGCAAGUGAGCAAACCAAGCGAAGAAAAGGAACGCAGUGUUGACAGUGUCUCGCGGGAGGAUACCGCAGGCAUUAAAGAAGAUCAUGCCAAUGAUAAGUCUCAACCGAUAGACGAUGCUGCCGGUCUUCAAUUUGGACGUGGUGCACACAAAAAAUCGGUUGGAUUUGUCAUGGAUAAAGCUUCUCCCUCUGGAAACGGAGCGAAGAAGCAGAAACUAUUGUGA
This is a messenger RNA of Phaeodactylum tricornutum CCAP 1055/1, 1620 nucleotides long. RefSeq lists its product with no specific name. The coding region runs from base 1 to 1620 and encodes 539 amino acids. NCBI's taxonomy places the organism in Eukaryota, Bacillariophyta, Bacillariophyceae, Surirellales, Neidiaceae. The record is from RefSeq and is a predicted model, not a curated record. The transcript has a single exon.